AUUUGACACUGACAAUGAAAAACAUUUGACAACUCUAUACUCUGAGAUUUACUGUAAUACAUACCUUUUAGGCAACUGGAGGGCAAAGUCAUAGAUGACUUCGCUCACUUCGCUGACUUUUCCACACCUUUACAAGCAAGUGGGGACAGCGGAUAAACAUCAAACAAUGGAGGUAAUGGUGCGACACAUCUCACACUCAAAAUUUCUGACC
Geodia barretti is the source of this 211-nucleotide messenger RNA. Lineage: Eukaryota; Metazoa; Porifera; Demospongiae; Tetractinellida; Geodiidae. The record is from the annotation of a GenBank genome assembly.